GUCCAUGCAAGAAGAGAUAAAAAUGAGUGAAGAAAGACACAGGUCUGAGAUGAAAAAUUUACAACAAAAGCUUCAGGACACAGAGGAGAGAUUGAAAGCUGCCAAUGCCAGGAUACAGGGGCAGUUGGAAAGUAAAAAGAGUGAAGAUCUUGAAGCCAACAAGAAGAUUCAGCAGUUACAGAAAGAGAAGGACGAGAUGCUGGAUCUUGCCAUGCAGAGAGGGAAGCUUGUGCAGAAAGAACAGUCUGAAAACAAAAAGUUGCAGAAGAAAAUUGAAGAACUUGAGAAAGCAGUGCAGGAUAUGGAAGCCAAGUUUGAGCGUGAGGCAGCCAUGGUUAAUGCGAAUCUCCGAGUGAGAAAAAUGCAAGAGGAAAUGGAGGAAGCUGUGGAGAGAAAAGACGAACUGGAAAAGGAGUUUGAAGCCUACAAGAAACACUCCAGCUCACUUCUGCAGAAAGAGAGAGAACUCAAUGCAAAGCUGAGACAUUUAAUGGGAUGACAAAACUAAUGAACUUGUGGUCAUUACAUGCACUAAUCAGCUCACAAGAAUUUUUUCAAGUGAUGAUGGUAUUUGUUAGAAAGAGGGAGAAAUCGGACUAAAGCUGAGAAAUGUGAUGGAAUGAAAAAAGGAAAUCUUUGCUCUUUGCUGUUGGUAGUUUUGUUAAUGACUUGAAACAGCCGUUUGAAUUGAAUGAGAAUUCUAUAGUCAGCCGUCUAUUCCAGAAAGGCUUAUUUCCUGUUCUAGAAGGGACAUGGUCUUUUAUGUACAGUGCCUAAUGUUAAUGAUUGUAAAUACUGAUUGUCAGUCUUAAAGUAGACAGGACAUACCAAGAAACAAACACCUUUCACAUCAACUUCUUCCAUGAAUGGUUGAUGGUGUCAUCCUUCCAUAAAAAUUUGUGAUUUUCAUGUUAAGUCAUCUUUCAUAUUGCAAGAUACUGAAUUCUUAUAGGACCUAUGAAGCAUGCAUAAUUUGCUCAUCAUAUUAUUUUUUCAAAUAUUCAAAUUGGAUUUUAUAAGUAUUAUUAUUAUUAUACCGUUUUUCUAUGACCAGAUACAGUACUAUAUAUAGUAUUAUAUAUAGUACUACAUUUGCACUGCUGCCUUAUUAUAUUGGAAAGAAUGUUCAUCCGUUCAAUCAUAACAAUUUCAUGAACAUGUAAAACAGGACUUCCUGCUAGAUAUUUUCUUCAGUCACUGUAGAUGAUAUGCCGUGUACUUUGUGCCUUUAAAGUUAGAUGUUGUAAUGUUAAAGAAAGGCAUUCUAAAUGUUAGUAUGCAAAAGUUUCUUUUUUAUUGUUAUUUUUCUUUUCUUUUUCAUACACACUUGCCCAUUUUUAGCUUGACAAAACAAUCAAGCUUUUUAAAAGGGGUCAAGUCUAGUUUGAGUGUGCCUUCCUAUGUUGGUUAUCCAGACCAACUAUACUGCAUUUAGUUGCAUAUGUUUAAUGAGACAACAUAUUACAAAACUGUUACAUUAAUUAUGAAGUCAUUCAUAUAUAUGUGUGCUGUCACGUCACAUUUGCUGAUAUCUAGUAAAUGGAAUAUGGCACAUGAUCUAUUUGCACGUUCUAAAAGAAUCUAAACAAUUUGUUGAUCUUGUCAUUAGCAAAUAAAAAGAAUGGCAAUGUUCAAGGAUUCUCUUUGUUGGGAGUUGUGCCCUAUUCAACGAACUAACAGAUUGUAAAAAGCAGGCUACAAGCUCCAGUAUCUAGUGAAAUAGUGGCCUUGCUCAGGAAGGGGUAUUUAAACCAGCUUCUGACGAGAAUUUCCAAGUUUCUGCAUUGAAUAGGUGGGCCUCAUAAAAGUAGAUGUAAAUACCAGGACAAAAUUGGAAUAUUAGUUUACAUGUCU
Molecule: messenger RNA, 1854 nt
Organism: Lingula anatina
Lineage: Eukaryota; Metazoa; Brachiopoda; Lingulata; Lingulida; Lingulidae
Product: coiled-coil domain-containing protein 89
Source: RefSeq, a predicted model, not a curated record